Molecule: messenger RNA, 3052 nt
Organism: Quercus robur (English oak)
Lineage: Eukaryota; Viridiplantae; Streptophyta; Magnoliopsida; Fagales; Fagaceae
Exons: 11
Coding region: 85-2211 (708 amino acids)
Source: RefSeq, a predicted model, not a curated record
CACGAGCAGAGCUAGGCGCGGAAAAUGCAUCGUUUUGAGUCUGAAGUCUGAAGUCUGAGUCUGAACCGAAAGGCAAAAUUAAACAUGUCAUCCGCUUCUUCUUCUUCUUCUUCAAAUUGUUCACGUCUCUGCCUUCUGAUCGACAACUCUCUCCAUCAAUUCACGUUUCAUCAUACAUACCACCCUCACUUCACUUCUGUUUCUUCUUUAACCAAAGACAAAGACAAAGAGAAACAGAUUCUGAUUGCUCUUUCUGAGGUCUUGAAACAAAUUCAGCUUUGGACUUCAAAACUCAAUGCCUACUACUCUCAGUCUCACAAUGUUAAGGACUUGGAAUCGGCUUCGUGCUCAGGUGGAUGUGCAUCACAUUCUGACGACAAUCACUGUUUGGCUAACAUUGUAGCUCACUUGAUAGUUUUGCUUACUUUGGAGAAUCAAUAUAUUCAACAUCUGGCAGGCAAUGUCCUUAGUUUCAUUUCCGAGUUUGUUGCAACAUCCAAAACCAACUGGGAUGGAUUCAUUCAUUUGGUGUGUGUUUGCUUGGAAUUGGCUAUCAAUAACACACUUUCAUAUCCUUCUGCACCAUCAAGUAGUGAAGCUGAAGAUUUUAAUUCCGAUUCAUCGAAGUUUGAUGAUGUCAUAAGACCAAGACUGACAAAUUCUAACUGGUGCACAGUGGCUGGCAUUAUCCGAGUUUUACGUAAUAUAUUGAAAUAUUUGAAGCGAGAAGACGACGAUCAACUUCUUGAAGUGUAUUUAAAUUCUGUAGAUUCUUGUCUUUCAAAUGUGCAUUGGGAUUUAUUUGAAGAGGUUCAUGUUGGUCAGAACAGUGUCACUCAGAAGAAUUUUUGUGCGGAUGCCUUAUUUUUCAGAAACAUCAGUGGGUGUCAUGAGCCAAGCAUCAUUUUUCUUGGAAAUUUUCUUCAGCUACUUUGUUCAUUGGUUGAUGAAAGUGAUUUUGUGGAAGCUGCAGGUGGUUGCAUAGAUAAGCACCCAAUUCGUUAUAAAAUCGUUAACCUUGUGCCUAAAGUUUUAUACUGGUGCCUUGGCAAGGAAGGAGAUUAUGUUGAUACAUGCAUCUCUCAGUACUUUAGACACAAGUUAUUGGUGCUAAUGAUCAGGCUUAGUUUUCAAACAUGUCUGGAAUGUUCCACUCUUGUUUCAUGGUUGCAACUUCUUCAUACUUACUUUCAAGAGCUUUUGUGGCAACCCAUAACCCAAGCUGAGUCUUCUCUGGAUGAUUGUCUCGAAGGCUCUCCAUUUUUUAUUUGUGUUUCUGAUGGAGAAACACAUCUGCAUUCAUGCCAUAUACAGAGGCAGACUAUUUUUCUUUUCUUAAAAAUCUCCUUCACUUUGAUAAGUCUGAAAGAAAACACUGAGAAGCAAUGUCUGUGUGCAACUCCGGACUCAUGCAUAACGUAUGAGUCAAAUUCAGGCCUGGAAUGCUGCUUUAGGAAGAAGGGUUUGUUAGAGCUCCAUAAGUGGCUUCAAGGGCAUUUUCCAACUGAAACAUUUUUGGACCAUGAAAUAUAUAUGGAAAGAUGUGUAAAUUUUGCCUCAUCCUUACUCCAAUUAUUUAUGCACGAGGAUGAUAUUUUAUUUAAAAUGCUCUUGCAACUGCUUGGCAUACCUUUUUGCACAGAGCAACAGUAUCACAAAGAGAAAGGGACAUUUCAGGAUGUAAAAGAAGAUAUUCCUUUCCAUGUUUCAAACGUUUUUAGUCCCAUAUGCUUGUUCCAUCUAUUUCUUUCGCAGUUACACUAUGAUCAUGAAGUUCUUCUUGAUUACCUUAUAUCUAAAGAUAUGGGAAUCAGUUGUGCAGAAUAUCUUUUAAGGUGCUUGCGUAUAAUAUGUGACUCAUGGAGCUUAUUUGUGGAAUUUUCAUUUAAUGGGAAAGUUAUUAAUCAAUCUUCUUGCAAGAAAAGAAAAGUUUCAUUGGAUGGCUCAAAUUUUGGGGCAGAUGUAACACCUAUGCUUGUGAAAAACAAUGGAAAUAUCACAUCACAGGAGAAGGAAUAUAAGAGAGACCAUAGAUAUGGAAGUCAGCACAAUAUAACAAAACCAUUUGAAGAAGCAAAAGAGUGCUUGCUUUCAUUGAGAAAUUCUGUUGAAAGUCUUCACAAGAAGAACCUCUUUCCAUAUAAUCCCAAAGUGCUUUUGAAACGAUACACCGACACACAUAUGGAGACUAAUGGGGCAGUUACCUGUUGAAAUUGAAACCGCUUCACCAUGGUAUCUGUAGAACAGGGGUUUGACAAGAUUUCAGGAGCUCUGCUUCAAGUAAGAGAAAUAUUAUUGAGGCAUUACUUAGGAGCUUGAACCCAACAAACUUCGCAGAGCAUCAUUUAUUUCUUUGGAGUAAUGUCAGCUAGAUGGCUUAGCUGUUCCAGAUGUUUCAGAUGAAUAUGUUUACUAGUGAUGGAAAGAUAUCCAGGCAACUGGGACACAAUUGAAAAGAGAACUUUGAAGCUCAUCUCAAGUCUCUGUGCGAUAUUCUUGCAGACAUUCUGUUGCGUUGUUUGAUUUUACCAAUUGAAUGAAUAUUGAGCUGUGGAUGAAGAGGAGUAAUAGCCACCUGACUGCAACAGCCAGUUGAGGUAGUUUACAGUUAAAUCCUGUUAUAUAUAAUCUGUUUAGUUUUCUACGGUUUUCCUAAAAGAUGAGUAAAAGGGAAAGAAUGAAUUGUAUUGCAUCUUUGAGCAGAAAAUGUCCGCAUAUCCAAGUGGAUGCUUGCAUGAAAAGCAAGGAAUGCAGAAGCUAGAGAAAAGAAGAAGUAGAAAGAAUGAGAGAAUGAAAAUGUAUCUCUUAACUAUUUUGUAAUCUGUACAGGUAUGAUAUAUAUGCAAGAUGUAGGCUAACUGCACUGACCAGAGAGCUCAAACUAGUAACAAAUUUGUAACUGAUGCAAACUCUACAUUUAACUAAUUUAACUAAUCUUCAGUUUUCUUUACACGGUAGGACUUAUAAUACAUUCUAGGUCUAAACAGCAUGUCGUCAAUAUCAAAGGAACCAUCUAUUUAGAAGACUAAAAAGGACUUGUAGUUGUAGCAGA